This is a messenger RNA of Sclerotinia borealis F-4128, 1017 nucleotides long. The record is from the annotation of a GenBank genome assembly. NCBI's taxonomy places the organism in Eukaryota, Fungi, Ascomycota, Leotiomycetes, Helotiales, Sclerotiniaceae.
AUGCCUAUAAGAAUGACUGAUGCUAGAUCGGAGAAUACUUUUGAUGAGGAUAUUCAACGUUUACGAGCAGCCUACGAGCAGAAACGCAACUCAACAAAUCUUGUGCCUCCGAUUGGUCGGCCUAAUUGGGAUAUCAGUAUUGAUGUCGUAGAUGGCACUGUUAUAUACACUUACUGGUUCGAACUCGAUGACAAUAAACUCCAAUGUAUUCGGCUGGCAGACAUUCCUGACACUCUUUCAGGCGAUAUUCUCCGGCUCAAUCGAAAUUUGCCUACGAGUAUAUGGAACAGCAGAAAUAAUUAUGAGAUAAUUGGAGACAAAGUUACGGAACUCAACAAUGCCCCCAGCCCACCAGAUUUUGAGCCAGACGAUGAAGACAUCACAUCUGAAAUAUCAAUGCUCCCUGAUGUUGUCGUCGACCCUGUGAAGCACUUUGUAAAGAAAGGCAAAUACCGCAGCGAAAUUCGGAAUCUUCUCGCUUGCCAAGGUGGCUCUUGUCCCGGUUCUCCAAUAUCACCACAUAUCAUUCGCCUUUUAGGAAAAUCAGCCGAUGGCAAACUAGUUUUCGAAAAGUUCAAUCCCCGCUACAUCUUAGCUUUGGUGCAUCCUCUUGCACAGUACAAAUCCUGGAUUCUACAAGUGAUCAGCGGUCUCCUAGCUCUACACUCGGUCGGAAUCGUGCAUCGCGACCUGCGUAUCGAUAAUCUCAUCUUCACUCUCAAUGGGGGACAUCGACUUUACAUCAUUGAUCUUGAGAGCCGUUGGGGAAAUCGGCUCGCACCUGAGAUUUCCAAAGAACCAAUUCUGAAUGCGGGCUGGAGCGAAAAGUCUGAUAUUUAUGAUCUGGGUUAUGUUAUUAAGGGUAUGAUAUAUGGAAAUACUCCCAUUACUUACUUGGUUGAGUGGGAUGUUCCUGAGCCACUCAAAAUGGUUGUGGAUGCUUGUACUCGGAUGGCACCUGCGGAUCGUCCUUCUUUGAUGGAGCUUUAUAAUAUGGUAUUGGAGAUCUCUGACUGA